AUGCCAAGCGACAAUCAGCUGAGUGCUUUCUUGGCGGCAUGUGGAUCGAGGUUCGCAAGACAAACUGCGAAAGGGAAGAAAUUCACCGAAGAGGGUUAUGUGCGCAACAUCAUGUUUAAUAACUUGUGUUCCACAUCCCCGUAUGGACUUCUCCGAAGUAUAUGCCUACCGUCAAUGAAAGGCGGCUACUACAUCGUACAUGCGGUCAUAGAGAAAGGAACGGGCGACAUACUGGCAGGCCACUGUCUCUGCCCAGCCGGCCUCAGUGGAAGCUGCCAGCACGUUGUUGGCCUGCUGCUCACAGCUUGCAACCUGGCACCACAAGGAGAAGACACAACAUGUACGGAUGUCCCCUGUGCAUGGAUUGUGCCCCCUCAAGCCAAAAAGCAAGAACCAAGCUUGCCGCUUUCGGAAAUUUUGUUUGAGAGCAGCAGGAACAGGAAGAGAGUUUAUGAUCCCACACCUGGACUGUUGCCAGCUGACCCUGCCAACUUCAUCAGCAACUUGCAAGAAAUAUCUCCGAGCUGCCUUCUACUCCGCUAUGCAAAGAAGCCCAGGGCGGCAGAAGAAAGCACAACAGAGACCAUCGCUGCAAAAGUAAUAAAUGAUGGAUGCUGCAACCAGCCAUAUAUAGCCGACAGUGAAGAUUUGCUGAGCAUGACAAACUCGAGAAUUAUUCAAGAGAGAUUUGAUGCAAUUCAGCCCCUGAGCCUCGACGACAGGGCAGUCAUUUUAGAAAGCACAAUGGGCCAGGCAGAGAACAAGAAGUGGCAUCAGGAACGUAUUGGACGGCUCACGGCAUCAGUGUUUAAGAAGUUGCUGCGGUGCAGAAAGCCUGAUGGUGCCGUAAGGGACGUAAUGUAUCCUCGCCAAGUGAGCACCGAAGCCAUGCGUUAUGGCAGGAUUCAUGAGGACGAUGCCGUUAAAGCAUACGAAGAAAUAAUGGCAUGCAGGGACAGCCCAGUGAAUGUGACUGAAACUGGAUUGCGCAUUCAUAAGCAGUACCCAUUUUUGGCUGCCUCUCCAGAUCGCAUUGUUGUCCUGCAUGGAGAGCAAGGAUUGCUUGAGGUGAAAUGCCCUUUUUCUAAAAAGGGUAUGACUGCUGAGGAUGCCUCCAAAGACAGCAAAUUUUGCUGCAUGCUGAAAGAUGGGCAAAUCCAACUUAAACAAGACCAUGCAUACUACUAUCAAGUACAAGGACAAAUGGCAACAACAGGGCACAAAUGGUGUGAUUUUGUCAUAUGGACAAAGGCACAAAAGCCAAAUGAAAUGCAUCACAUUCACGUAGAAAGAAUUUUCUUCGAUCAGUCAUUCUGGGAAAGUGAUAUGCUCCCAGCAAUAUUGCACUUCAUGCAAAAAUCUUUCAUCGCAGAGGUGCUGAGGAGGCAUGUAAGGUGACUGGGCAAGCUGUACACAACUGGACAAUACGUCUCCUAUAAGAAGACCAAGGACGCUUUAUGUAUGUUCUCUAAAAGACAGCGUGGUGCUUAAACGAUGGAGAAGAGCCCUUGAAAAUCGUCCAAGCUUGUUCCACGAGAUGGCUGUCAAUUGCAACAGCGGUUGAACGGGUGCUGAACCAGUGGACCGAGCUAAAGCUCACUUCGAAGUUAUAAGAUUGGCAGAAAAGUGUUACAAUGCAGAGGUGCUACAACAUCAACAAAACUUAUUUGCUCUUUUUGAGGCCAGUACUCUUGGAUUUUCAGAGUUAGUAAGUCUUUUGAAGCACAUAACGCAGACCAAACCAAGCUUCUGGACGACCUCGUACAACUACUGUCCUCACUCAUCAAGGAAGUGGUGCUUGCAACUGCGCCAGCAGAUGUAUACACGACGAAAGUGGAAGACUAUUUGUGUCCCAAACCGUACUUCGGCUAUUCAUUUGAGAAACACAUUAAUGACAUGAAGAAAACUGGCUUAAGAUGAAGAGCAGACACUGAGGAAACAAUACACAAUGUUUCUUGUUGUCCUCAUUGACCAGAUCCGCUAAAGGCUAUAUAUUUUGAUAACAUCCAAAUUCUCAGGAAGAGAGAGAAAGAGAAAUAACUUUAUUUAGAAAAAAUAGGGUUAAGGGGGCCGGAGGGUGGGUCCUUAGUGUAGGACUCCAGUGGCCACCGCCACGCGCCGUGCCUGGUCGAGGAGGCUCAAUUGAGUCUCCAGGUCAGUCCGGGCGAGGAUGGCUGCCCAAGGCUCAAUAAAGGAAUUUUGUGCUAAACAGGGCAAAUUUGAAUUUUGGGGUCGUGAAAGUGUCUCAACUAUCAGUCAGAAAGGCGUUAUGCGUGCUGAAGCCGUCACUGGCUCCAUUGUUGGAAGAAAUGGGUGUGUCUAGUACAAAAAUUGAUGUAUAUAAUGCCAGUGGACAAUGUCACGACUGUAGCAUGGGUACAAAUGUCGGCAAUGCAGAACUUCUGGUGUGAAGUAAGCACUUAUCACGACUCCUUUGGUGAAAGCCCGUUUCAAGAACUGGUAGACUUUGCCAUCUCAAUGCUUGUAUUACCAUACUCGAAUGCUGAAGUUGAAAGAUCAUUCAGCCAGAUGAACUUGUUGAAAACUGCCUACUUGGAUCACUGGGUAUUUGCACUGGAAAUGUGCCGCUCUACAAUGACGAAAAAGAUCCUUUACAUUUCUAUGAUUGUGGGUGGAAUCCAACCCCCGUCACAAGAGUUACUCAUGAACCGCAACCUGACGCUUUAGCAGGCUGCGUUGCAAAUGCACCUGGUAUGUGCUACAAUAAUGGAUGCCUUUCAUGCUGUGGGGACCCCUUUGGACCCCCUUCUCCAGAUCACGCGCGACUUAGGCCAUUCACCCGUGUGAUCCCUGGAGACAUGCUGUUCCAGCCUUAUUGUGGACAGCGUACAUUGCCCGCUGGCGCGAUGCUGAGCCUGCUGCUUGCGCGCACGGUGAAUGUUACGCCAUGCGCCGUGCAUACAAACAGUGCCUUAGGAGAGGGCCCCUCUCGCCCUCUGUUCGGCAUCUCUCUCCUUCAGCAUCCAAGGUACGCGGGUGCCAUCGCCCGGCAGAUUGACUUCCGCGGUGCUCUUGGCUGUCGGACGUGCGGUCCAACUUUGUCCCGCACCCCUCUGAGCAAGGCAGU
This is a messenger RNA of Dermacentor silvarum, 3088 nucleotides long. RefSeq lists its product as uncharacterized. The coding region runs from base 1 to 1398 and encodes 465 amino acids. NCBI's taxonomy places the organism in Eukaryota, Metazoa, Arthropoda, Arachnida, Ixodida, Ixodidae. Gene Ontology annotation, molecular function: zinc ion binding. The record is from RefSeq and is a predicted model, not a curated record. The transcript has 7 exons.